AUGAGUACUAAGUUCGCCCUGUGUUUUGGCACAGUGAGCAUUAACCCUGUGUUUCGGCGCAGGGAGAGGAGGGAGCGCCAUCGCUCUAAGAGCAGAGAUGGCAGCAGCAGCAGAGGGGACAAAUCCGUCACCAUCCAGGCCCCCGGAGAGCCCCUCCUGGACAACGAGAGUACCCGUGGGGACGACAGGGAUGAUAACUGGGGCGAGACCACCACGGUGGUGACGGGCACGUCCGAGCACAGCGUCUCCAACGAGGACCUGACGCGCGUCUCCAAGGAGCUGGAGGAGUCGUCGCCGCUGGAGUGCCGUCGGUGGGCGGGGCCCGCGGUCAGCGGGUGCCUGGGCCUGUUCGCCAUGGCGACGCCGCUGGCCUUCCUCCUGCUGCCGCAGCUGCUGUGGCGGGACCGGCUGGAGCCCUGCGGGACGCCCUGCGAGGGGCUCUACGUGUCCCUGGCCUUCAAGCUGCUGGUGCUGCUCAUCUCGUCCUGGGCGCUGUUCCUGCGGCCGCCCCGCGCCACCCUGCCGCGCCUCUUCGUCUUCCGCGCGCUGCUCAUGGUGCUGGUCUUCCUCUUCGUGGCGUCCUACUGGCUGUUCUACGGCGUGCGCGUGCUGGAGCCGCGGGAGCGGGACUACCGCGGCAUCGUGGAGUACGCCGCCUCGCUGGUGGACGCGCUGCUCUUCAUCCAGUACCUGGCGCUGGUGCUGCUGGAGGUGCGCCACCUGCAGCCCGCCUUCUGCCUCAAGGUGGUGCGCUCCACCGACGGCGCCAGCCGCUUCUACAACCUGGGACACCUCAGCAUACAGAGAGCUGCAGUGUGGGUUCUUGAGCAGUACUACAGUGAUUUCCCUGUCUACAACCCGGCCCUGCUUAACCUGCCCAAGUCCAUCCUCUCCAAAAAGAUGUCUGGCUUCAAGGUCUAUUCCCUUGGAGAAGAGAACAGCACCAAUAACUCCACGGCCCAGUCUCGGGCAAUGAUAGCGGCUGCCGCUCGUCGCCGUGACAACUCCCAUAACGAGCUGUACUACGAGGAGGCCGAGAUGGAGCGCCGAAUUCGUAAACGCAAGGCCAGACUGGUGGUGGCAGUAGAGGAGGCCUUCACGCACAUUAAGCGGCUGCAGGAGGACGAGCCGGCGGCGUCGUCGCCCAAGAGCGCGCGGGAGAUCAUGGACCCGCGGGAGGCGGCUCAGGCCAUAUUCGCGCCCAUGGCCCGUGCCAUGCAGAAGUACCUGCGCACCACCCGGCAGCAGCCCUACCACAGCAUGGAGAGCAUCCUCACACACCUGCAGUUCUGCAUCACGCACAACAUGACGCCCAAGGCGUUUCUGGAGCGUUACCUGAGCCCAGGCCCGACGCUGCAGUACCAGAAGGAGAACAGCAGGGGGCGAGAGUGGACGCUGGUGAGCGAGGAGCCGGUGACCUCCGCCCUCCGGCAGGGCCUGGUCUUCUCCCUGCGCCGCCUGGACUUCGCCCUGGUCGUCACGGUGAUGCCCAUCCCCUUCCUGCGUCUAGGGGAGGAGUUCAUUGACCCCAAGAGCCACAAGUUUGUGAUGCGGCUGCAGUCGGAGACUUCCGUGUGAUGCAAUUCGCUGACCUCACCGGCGGCUGUUUCCUGACACGCGGUAGCUCCCCACCCUUCUCUCCAGAAACCAUACAGAACUCAGUGCUAGCUGCACAAAAGUGUAACACCAGCUCAUUGACCAGCCUAGUAGGAACAUCAGCAUAUUAACCAGUAGUCUGGACCCGUCAGCAAUGGGUAACUAUUGACCAAUCACUGGCCUGCUUUCCUUAUGGUUGUUGGAGGACCAGGCAGGUCUCGUUCUGGGGACCCAGUGAAGGGACACGUCCCCCAUCCCCAAGCCAUGCCCAACCUUUAAUCCUUACUCCCCUUACCCCCCCCCCCCCCCCCCAAAAAAAAAAACAUGCCCACCUCCCUGUCUGUCAUCUGUGCAUAUUACUGACAGCCUGCGCCUUAAUCACAUUCAAACCGUGUUGCCAAAUCCUGGCCCCUCUGCUGACAGGCAGGUGUAUGAAGGCUCUUUACUGUGUUUUUAAAAAUUUUUUAUUCAACUGCCAAAUUGGGGUCCACGGAAGGAGGUGGUUUUUACAGACACUGCAGGACUGGGUAGAUGUUCUGCGAAUGUUUUCUUGACUUGUUUGGGAGAUGUGUAGAGGUAACCCACACAGGCGGGUGUGUAGAUUGGAGACCUUCAUGGCGUAGUGCGUGCAGAACCGUGCAUGUGUGUGUAGAUGUAAAUGUUAGUCACGCCAUCGGCGGAUGAAGACCUGGUUUUUCUGCAUGGACGCAUGAUGGGGUACUUCCCUCCAACUUCCUGCCAAAUUGAGCACCAUUCCAAGAUGCCUCGUAUGAAUGGCCACUUGACCAUUUCACAGCUGGUCACUUGAUGUCCACAUCCAUUUUAAGGGCUAGCAACUCGGUACCCUGAAAUACACACAGCUGGACCCCAUGAGAACCCAGACCUCGCUGCCUGGCUGAUUCACUUGUUUAUAGUCACUGACUGGCUGAUUCACUCACUACUGACUGACUGUUUGACGGAUUCGCUCACUUACAGCCGUGGACUGACUGACUGAUUCGUUUAUUAACAGCCACUGACUCUGCGUAUUUACUCAUAACCACUGACUGAUUCGCUCACUGUGUGACUUACUUACUGCUGGACACACUCACUUGGUUGAUUAACUGACUCAUUUCAUUGUUUGGUCACUGAGCUUCCUGGUUCCUCUUACCUUGAAUGUAAUCGCUAGGGAUGGUUUUACUGGCUGACUCCACGCCGUGGCCACAGACCAGAGGCUCGACCAGAGUGCGUCACAGGAAAGUGGCCGCUAACUUUGAGUGUUGGGCUGAGCUGGGCUGAGCUGGGCUGAGCCGGGCUUGGCCGGGCUUGGCCGGGCUGAGCCGGGCUGGGCUGGGCCGGGCCGGGCUGGACUGGGCCGAGCCGGGCUGGACUGGGCUGAGCCAGGCUGGACUGGGCUGAGCCGGGCUGGGCUGGACUGGACUGGGCUGGGCUGAGCCGG
This is a messenger RNA of Anguilla rostrata (American eel), 3031 nucleotides long. RefSeq names its product vang-like protein 2. Gene Ontology annotation, cellular component: plasma membrane. The record is from RefSeq and is a predicted model, not a curated record. The transcript has 7 exons. Bases 1 to 1578 code for a protein of 525 amino acids. Gene Ontology annotation, biological process: Wnt signaling pathway, planar cell polarity pathway; establishment of planar polarity; multicellular organism development. NCBI's taxonomy places the organism in Eukaryota, Metazoa, Chordata, Actinopteri, Anguilliformes, Anguillidae.